Messenger RNA from Culex pipiens pallens (northern house mosquito), 1656 nucleotides. Its product is annotated as ionotropic receptor 75a-like. Gene Ontology annotation, cellular component: membrane. NCBI's taxonomy places the organism in Eukaryota, Metazoa, Arthropoda, Insecta, Diptera, Culicidae. Gene Ontology annotation, molecular function: ligand-gated monoatomic ion channel activity. The record is from RefSeq and is a predicted model, not a curated record.
AUGGGAUUGAAGAAAGCUAAGAGAAUCGAAGGUCGUUCUCGAGUAAAGAUCGGAAUAGCUCUGGAGUUUGGCUGCCUCAACAGCGUCGAUUUCUUGCUGAAAUGUUCCGCCAAGCAGUGCUUCUCGACAUCGAUUCAGUGGUUCCUGUUCAGUUUGACCGAUCCAGAUGAGAUAUUCCAACUUUUGUCCAAAGCAGAUUUGUACAUCGAUGCGGAAGAAGGCCGGCCUCUAGGAGGAGCGCUGAAUGUCACUCUUGAUCGACCUGUUGAGCACGGAACUCUGGGACCAAGCCGCCACUCCGGGAAGCCCAAGUACAAGCACCGACGGAACAUGUCCGACAUUACGAUGCGUGUCGGAACGGUGACGCAGAUCUACCCCAACCUGAACGAUUCCAUGGACAAGAUCAUGGAACAUCUGGAGUCAGAUCGCUGGAGACACCUGGACCAUGCCGUCCGGAUGGGAUUCCGGCUGUCCAAGGCGCUGCACGUAACUUCGGGAUUUCAGGUUAAGUACAUUCACUACGAUCGCUGGACGUUCAACGAUUCCACGGGAGGGAUUCUGGGCGGUCUCAUCGAUCGCGAAAUCGACUAUUCCGUAACGGGUUUGAUGACCAAGAUCAAACGAAUGGAACAUCUGACCUCCGUUGCGAGCUACAUGACCUUCGAGUUGAUGUUCAUCUUCAAAACCCCGGAAAGUUCCAACCUCAUGAACAGUGCGUUCAUACGACCUUUCAGCACGAGCGUCUGGAUCAGCGUUGUGUUGAUAGUUCUUUUGGGAAGUUUCGUCUUCAAGUUCAACUACAUGGUUGAGUUCAAGAUGCUGAACAUGCGCGAGGGCAUCGAAAGUCCGUCCUGGUACGGAUUGCUGGUAGAAUCUUUGGGUAACUACUGUCAGCAAGGGUCGAGCUUCAAACCAAGGUCGUUCUCCGGCAAGGUCGUCCAGAUAUCCGUACUGAUGUGCUCGGUCAUGGUGUACAACUACUACACGUCGGCCAUUGUGUCCACCUUGAUCGGAACUCCCAAAAAGUCCGACAUCAAAACUUUGGUUCAGCUCGCAAACAGUCAUUUGGAGUUGGGCAUUGAGGAUGUCACCUACGAAAAGGCGUUCUUCUUUGAAUCCCACCUGCCGGACGUGGACUACCUGCGAGCCCGGAAGAUCACCGACAGCACCUUCAUGGACUCGGGCUCGGGACUGCAGCGCAUCCGCAGAGGAAACUUUGCGUACAACUGCGAGCGCAACGUGGCCUACAACCUGAUCCGGGACACGUUCGACUUUACCGAGGUGUGCGACCUGAACGAGGUGGAGAGUAUGCCGACCCAGUUCGUGGACCACGUCGUCCGAAAGGAUUCCCACUUUCGGGAGCUGUUUUCUCUAAGAUACGCCCGAAUGCGCGAGGUUGGCAUCGUGAAAAAAUUUGCCGAAUUUUGGAUCGCCAAAAAGCCGGAAUGCUUCUCGGGCAGCAUCGUGUCCAGUGUGACCAUCGCCGGGGCGUUGCCGAUUUUUCUGCUGCUGGGAUUUGGGCUAACUUUGGCAACGCUGCUGUUUGGGUUUGAGCUGGGAGUUGGCGUUUUGGUUGGAAAGUUGGGCGAAAAGCAGGACGUGAUAAGCUUGAAUGAAAAUUUUGGAGAGUUUACCACGGAGAAGAAAAUGGUUUGA